CACAACAUUCCUGUGGUGGACAGAGGAAGCAGAGUAUUGAAGUGUUCUCCCUACAAAAGUUGUGGUUAUCAUGAUGGAAUGAAAUUAUAUAAUGUUUACAGACCCUAUAUCAUAAUUGAUAAAGUAAUUAAUUAACUUAGAAGACACAGCCACAAAUACACAAUAAUGAUACUGUCACGUGCAAAACCUGCUUUGGCUUCAAAUGCGGCAGCAGAAGUUAACUCCAGUGGUAACAAGAAGGUGUUACCUAAGUUGGACGAUUUUCUAAAGAAGCGAGACUUUACAGGAGCUAUUACUCUAUUGGAGUUUCAGCGUAGUAGUGGCAACACAAAUGAACUAAAUGAUCAAUGGAUUGGAUAUUGUGCAUUCCAUCUGGGUGAUUAUAAACGUGCACUACUAGAGUUUCAGACCCUUACAGUGCAUCACAAGAGCCCAGCCCCAGAAAACUGGAUCAGUCUAGCAUGUUGUUACUUCUACUUAGGCAUGUACCCUGAGGCUGAGGAGUCAGCAGAAAAGGCUCCAAAAACAGCUCUUCGAACAAGGCUGUUUUUUCACCUGGCACACAAAUUUAAUGAUGAGAAGCGACUGAUGAUGCACCACCAGCAACUGGAAGAUGUAAUCGAAGACCAGCUUAGUUUGGCCUCUAUACACUAUCUACGUUCACACUAUCAAGAAGCCAUUGAUAUUUAUAAGCGUAUAUUACUGGAUAAUAGAGAGUACCUGGCACUGAAUGUGUAUGUGGCCUUGUGUUACUACAAGCUAGACUACUAUGAUGUAUCUCAAGAGGUGCUGGCAGUGUACCUCCAACACUACCCAGACUCUCCUAUUGCUAUAAAUCUCAAAGCCUGUAACCAUUUUAAACUCUAUAAUGGGAAAGCUGCAGAACAAGAACUAAGAGCAUUACAGGAUGUGACAUCUUCUCCACUAACAUUUGCCCAAGAUCUAGUGCGGCACAACUUGGUGGUCUUUCGAGGUGGGGAGGGAGCACUGCAAGUCCUCCCCCCUUUGGUUGAUGUUAUUCCUGAAGCUAGACUAAACCUAGUCAUAUACUAUCUUAAACAGGAUGAAGUACAGGAGGCUUAUGCUCUCCUGAAGGACCUAGAACCAACUGUUCCACAAGAAUACAUUCUAAAGGGAGUAGUUAAUUCAGCCAUAGGUCAGGAAACAGGAUCGCGUGAAAACUUGAAGAUUGCCCAACAGUACUUCCAAUUGGUGGGUGGGAGUGCCUCUGAGUGUGAUACUAUUCCUGGGAGGCAGUGCAUGGCAUCCUGUUUCUUCCUUCUCAAACAGUUUGAUGAUGUCCUUCUGUAUCUGAACUCAAUUAAAUCUUACUUCUACAAUGAUGAUACAUUCAACUUCAAUUAUGCUCAGGCCAAAGCUGCUGUAGGUGAUUACAAAGAGGCAGAAGAAGUUUUUCUUCUUAUACAAAAUGAGAAGAUAAAGAAUGACUAUGUAUUUCUCUCUUGGCUGGCCAGAUGCUACAUUAUGAACAGUAAGCCCAGGCUAGCUUGGGAAUUGUACCUAAAGAUGGAAACAUCAGCAGAGGCCUUCAGUUUAUUGCAACUAAUUGCCAAUGAUUGCUACAAGAUGGGUCAGUUUUACUAUGCAGCAAGAGCAUUUGAUGUUCUAGAGAGACUGGAUCCCAAUCCAGAAUAUUGGGAGGGCAAGAGAGGUGCUUGUGUGGGCAUGUUCCAGAUGAUAAUUGCUGGCAAAGAGCCAAAGGAUUCACUUGGUGACAUCCUACAGUUACUUCGAAACACUGCCAACCCCCAAGUGGAAGGAAUCAUCCGUGUCAUCAAGAAGUGGGCUAAGGACAACCAUAUACCAGUGUAGCAUUUUUAACUGUGGCAUCAUAACAUACAAUUUAAUAAAGUGUCUUUAUUUAAUCCUCUGAAUGCUAUGGUCAACUUUACCGAGUUUAUUCUGGGUAAUGCCAGACGAUUUUAUUCAGCUGAAGGGAACCCUUAAAAAUCAGAGGAUUAAAAGUGUACGUACUAUAGUUCAUUUAUUUAUAUUAAAGAA
Homarus americanus (American lobster) is the source of this 2022-nucleotide messenger RNA. It is a transcript of the gene Ttc26, whose product is annotated as intraflagellar transport protein 56-like. NCBI's taxonomy places the organism in Eukaryota, Metazoa, Arthropoda, Malacostraca, Decapoda, Nephropidae. The transcript has 11 exons. The record is from RefSeq and is a predicted model, not a curated record. Gene Ontology annotation, cellular component: ciliary base; ciliary basal body; intraciliary transport particle B. The coding region runs from base 166 to 1833 and encodes 555 amino acids. Gene Ontology annotation, molecular function: intraciliary transport particle B binding; protein binding. Gene Ontology annotation, biological process: intraciliary transport involved in cilium assembly; intraciliary anterograde transport.